ACCCAGCUGGUCACAGCCAUUAAAGAAGCUCUCAGCAGCUGAGCCUGGCUUUUAAAAGCUGUGUUUUGCUCCAGGUGGGCAGAGUGUUCACACAGCCUCCAUGCCAAAAGCUCUUAAAACGAGCACCUGUGGGGACAGUUAAAGCUGUGGCUUGGGACGUGUGGCAGGAGCUGCUGAAGUGUCCAGCCAGGCCCUGAGCAUUCCAAGCUGGAAGUAAAAUCCAGAGCUUUUUUUGGAUAACCAUCACCAGCCCCACAGUUAAUACCUCAAAUACUUUGCAUGGCAGAAGCAGCGGGUGUCGGCCACUUGCUGGACAUCAGGGCGGGGCACACCGAGGGAUUCACUGCUGGCUCCGUUGCCUUUUUGGUGCUCAAUGCUUUUUUAAUCAUUUUGGCUUCCUCUUUUAACGUGGUGCUGCUCUGCCUGACCCUGGCCAUGGAGCUCUUGACCGUUUGUUUUCUGCUCUUUACACUGGAGAACCUCCCUUUGCCAUUUGAAAUUGUGGUGUUGAGCAUCCUCAGUGCCAUCUGCUUCUACGGAGCCGCAGCCUCUCUCACCAACUGCAUGUUCGGGAAGGACCUCCUGAUGAUGGGACCUCCUCUGCUCACAGUCCAGAGCUCCAAGAAGGACAGGGCGGAUCCCCUGCCCUGUGUCUGCCCCAAGUCCCACCUCACAAGUGGCCUGAGGACCAUCGCGGAGCUGCUGAACACGGGGGCCGUGUGUGGGGUCCCCACAGACACCGUGUAUGCCCUGGCAGCCUCCUGCAAGCACCCUCAGGCCAUCGAGAAGGUCUACAGGAUCAAGGACAGGCCUCAAGAGAAGCCCAUCUGCAUCUUUAUUUCCAACCUGGAGCAGUUGCGAGCAGCUGCCCCGCCCAUCAGCCCGCUGCUCUGGGAAUUCAUGGAAAACGUUUAUCCCGGUGGCAUUGGCUGCAUUAUCCAGAAGGGAGAGUGGCUGAAGAAGCUGGGGGUCGGAGCAGGAUACAGCAGGGUGGGAACCCAGGACAGCAUCAUGAUCCGAGUCCCUGACCUGACGGUCCUGGUGCACCUCAUCGACAUGACCGGGCCCUUGGCCAUCACCUCGGCCAACCCCAGCGGGGAGGUGGACAGCACCCACCACAACAUGGUCAUCUCGCGCCUUGGCCAUAAGCUGGAGGGUGUUCUCUGUGAUGGAGAGUCUGACGAGGUGGUGGCGUCCACUGUGGUCAACUGCACCAAGAUUGAUGAAAGUGGCAUCACCAUCGUGCGGGAAGGCUGCAUCCCAGCUGGAAAAGUGAUGCAGAUCUUUGAAAGAGUGAAGAACAGUGUGGUCUGAAUGGAAGGAACCUUCCCUGAGCAAAGGAACAGAGUCUGCUCUCCCUAAAAACACGAGGUGUCCCAUGUUUGGCUGGAGCACAUGGCCUUGGGAGAGCCAUUCCUUCUCCGAUCUGAUCUUACCUCCUUGGGAACGACAGCACUUCCCCAGCUGGGGCCUCUCCUGGGACCUUCUGCAGUGAUUUGUUGUUUAUCCCCAGUAAGUGCCUGCAAUCUCCAGGAGAGCUGCCCAGGAGCUGAUGAUUUACUGCAGGAACUCCCAGAGCUCCUGUGUUUCUGCAGUGCAUUGGACUGUGAACACAAUGUUUGUGCAUCCUCCUCCACAACACUCACAUCUGUGUAUUUUGAAAUCCUAACCCCACUAAAUAAAUCCUCUUUUUGGAACAUAAGGAGAAGGAUUUGUGUUUCGUUU
This is a messenger RNA of Passer domesticus (house sparrow), 1725 nucleotides long. RefSeq names its product putative threonylcarbamoyl-AMP synthase. The coding region runs from base 280 to 1314 and encodes 344 amino acids. The transcript has 9 exons. Gene Ontology annotation, cellular component: cytoplasm. The record is from RefSeq and is a predicted model, not a curated record. Lineage: Eukaryota; Metazoa; Chordata; Aves; Passeriformes; Passeridae. Gene Ontology annotation, biological process: regulation of translational fidelity. Gene Ontology annotation, molecular function: double-stranded RNA binding; nucleotidyltransferase activity; tRNA binding.